Clonostachys solani is the source of this 663-nucleotide messenger RNA. Lineage: Eukaryota; Fungi; Ascomycota; Sordariomycetes; Hypocreales; Bionectriaceae. The record is from the annotation of a GenBank genome assembly.
AUGGAACUACGCGAUGGAGGAGAUGGGCCGGAAUGCAGCGAUUUAGGAAAAGUCGAAAUCCCCCGAACAAUCGAGCACCGCUCGACGUGCAAUCAGUCCGACUUUGACUUCAACGCGGAUGAGGUCAUACAACGCCUUUUAGUUAAAUACAAAUCAACCAAUUUCAAAGCCCUGCUCGAAGGUUACGAACGAGAGAUCAAGAAAAGAACGUAUCCCGUGUGCGCGAGAGAAGUGGAAUCGGACCUCGUCCAGGCGGCCGUGGAGUGCGCAGAAGACAGAGCGGUCUACGCGCAAUUGUGCCAUGAUCUGAUCACACUAACUCAGCAGGCACAGAAAGCGAGCGGAAGCAGCCUGAAGUAUCCGAAUCAAACGUUGGACAUGAUGAAAUACUACGCUAAGCUGUGGGCGGAAGUUUGCGAGAAGUCUCAAAAGCUCCCAGUUUCUGAGGGGAGCGAAGCCUUGCUUGCUAAGCUGACAGGUCCCUCGUGGCUAUUGUCACAACUCUGGCGCGACAUUGAGAAUAUCAGAAAGGAAAAGACCUUCCUCAUUCUGCCUAUACGCUUUUUGAGAGUAUUCUAUGCUGUUUGGAGAGAGCGCGGGGGGUUCGGGGUGAUUGUGCGACGGUUGAGAGCGAAACUCAGGGGAGGAUUGAAGCAGGGGUAA